GGAAAGGCGGGAGGCUCAGAGGAUCGUGAGAACCAGCCUGGUCAGCGUGCAUGGCUUGGCAGGUGAGCGUGCCCGAGCUGGAGGACCCGCUUCAGUGCCCCAUCUGCCUGGAGGUCUUCAAGGAGCCCCUGAUGCUCCAGUGUGGCCACUCCUACUGCAAGGGCUGCCUGGUCUCCCUGUCCGACCACCUGGAGGCUGAGCUGCGCUGCCCCGUGUGCCGGCAGGCAGUGGACUGCAGCAGCUCGCCACCCAACGUCUCCCUGGCACGGGUGAUCGAAGCCCUGCAGCUCCCUGGGGACCCAGAGCCCAAGGUUUGCACGCUCCACCGAAACCCACUCAGCCUCUUCUGCGAGAAGGACCAGGAGCUCAUCUGCGGCCUCUGCGGCCUGCUGGGCUCGCACCAGCACCACCAGGUCACGCCCGUCUCCACGGUCUACAGCCGCAUGAAGGAGGACCUGGCAACACUGAUCACCAACCUGCAGCAGGAGCAGAAGGCGGCAGAGGAGCAGAUGGCCAAACUGGUGAACAACAGGACCCGCAUCGUCAACGAGUCGGAUGUCUUCAGCUGGGUGAUCCGCCGCGAGUUCCAGGAGCUGCACCACCUGGUGGACGAGGAGAAGGCCCGCUGCCUGGAGGGCGUGCAGGCCCACACCCGCGGCCUCGCCGCCUCCCUGGACAUGCAGCUGGAGCAGGCCCGGGACACCCGGGAGCGGCUGGAGCAGGCCGAGCGGGUGCUGGAGCAGCUCGGUAAUGAGAGCCACCACGAUUUCAUCCGGGUGACUUUCCCUGUCGCCUCCAGAGCAGAGCUCCUGCAGGCCCGGCCCAUGGAAGGUGCGUUCAGUCCCAUCUCCUUCAAGCCAGGCCUGCACCAGGCCGACAUCAAGCUGACGGUGUGGAAAAGGCUCUUCCGCAAAGUCCUGCCAGCCCCGGAGCCCCUCAAGCUGGACCCCGCCACCGCCCACCCCCUCCUCGAGCUCUCCAAGGGCAACACGGUAGUGCAGUGUGGGCUCCUGGCCCAGCGGCGCGCCAGCCAGCCCGAGCGCUUCGACUACAGCACCUGCGUCCUGGCCAGCCAGGGCUUCUCCUGCGGCCGCCACUACUGGGAGGUGGUGGUGGGCAGCAAGAGCGACUGGCGCCUGGGGGUCAUCAAGGGCACGGCCAGCCGCAAGGGCAAGCUGAGCAAGUCCCCAGAGCAGGGCGUGUGGCUGAUCGGCCUGAAGGAGGGCCGGGUGUACGAGGCCUUCGGCUGCCCGCGGGUGCCCCUGCCCGUGGCAGGCCACCCCCACCGCGUCGGCGUCUACUUGCACUACGAGCAGGGGGAGCUCACCUUCUUCGACGCUGACCGCCCUGAUGACCUGCGGCCGCUCUACACCUUCCAGGCUGACUUCCAGGGCAAGCUCUACCCCAUCCUGGACACGUGCUGGCACGAACGGGGCAGCAACUCACUGCCCCUGGUGUUGCCCCCGCCCAGUGGGCCUGGCCCCCUCACCCUCCCACAGCCCACCAAACUGUAGGGCUGCCUGUGGUCUCGCCUGCCCACAGGCCCACCCAGCUGGGCAGAGGGGGCUCGGGUGGUACAGCUGGGUCCACUGAGCA
Messenger RNA from Choloepus didactylus (southern two-toed sloth), 1596 nucleotides. RefSeq names its product tripartite motif containing 50 (gene TRIM50). The record is from RefSeq and is a predicted model, not a curated record. The transcript has 6 exons. Gene Ontology annotation, molecular function: protein binding; zinc ion binding. The coding region runs from base 51 to 1514 and encodes 487 amino acids. NCBI's taxonomy places the organism in Eukaryota, Metazoa, Chordata, Mammalia, Pilosa, Megalonychidae.